This is a messenger RNA of Chilo suppressalis (striped riceborer), 2854 nucleotides long. The record is from the annotation of a GenBank genome assembly. NCBI's taxonomy places the organism in Eukaryota, Metazoa, Arthropoda, Insecta, Lepidoptera, Crambidae.
GAAAAAUCAGUAAUAAUUGCUUGAAUGGUUAUUAAAAAAACUGAUAAUUAAUCCAUUAUUCCUAAAAAUAAAAUGACGUAUGUAAAUAGAUUGUUACUUAAAAAAACGAUUUUUAAUAAUCGAUUAUAUUUUCAAUCCCUACACAGAGAACUUAUUGAUUAACAAUGACGUUCUGACUGACAUUUCCUUCUCGAAAAAAAAAGAAAUUCGGCGUGCGUGAUAUUAGAUUGAAGUAGGUAGCGUCGCGUCUUAUCGCAUUCUUUAUAAAUAAAAACUUCCUAAAAUUCUUCAUUAGCAAUGGUUUAUAGUAGACAAUACAACACUCGGAACUCCACCGGCCGCUAUAAUAACUCUGGACAAUUCGUAGCUGCAGGAGCGCCGCAGCAGCAGCAACAGCCGCAGUACCAGCAGCCUGCGUAUAACACGCAGCAGUUCCAGCCGCCGCCGCCGCCGCCGCAGCCGCAGCCGCCGCAGCAGUACCAGCGAAACGUGCAUACCAUCAACACCCAGCAGCAACAGUUCCCUAAGCAACUAAAGGAGGAUAUGGAGAUGAAUGCUGAGCCUGUCGCAGAGGCGGGCGGCGCCGGCGGCGAAGAGUCGGGCCCCCCGCGCCCGCACUGGAUGAAGUCCAAACUGCCUGGCUUGAAGAAGAUCAGCAACCGCGAGAAGCGGCGCCGCCAGAAUAACCACCUGCGGCGACUCAUCACGCCCAAGAACGCGCUCAUGGUGCUCAACGAAAUGUUGCCCCCGGAACAGCUCGCAUCUACUCUGCAGCAGUUCACGGUGGAGCCAGCUGAUGGUGUGAACCAGUACUACAAAAGCCAAAAAUCCAGCUUCUGCGCUGAUCUCACACUGGAUGGGGUCAACUACAAGGGAUAUGGCGAGAACAAGAUAAUGGCGCGUAACGCGGCCGCAGAGCAGGCCAUCCGCGACAUCAUCAUCAAGCGGAUGCAGAAGUCAAUCACCCACGAUGCCUCCAGCAACGCAGACGAGGGUUCCUCCCAGGCUGGGGCCGGGGCCGAGGGGGAGGCGGAGGGUGAGAAAGAGAAGGAGGAAGACCCGCUUCCGAUGAUCCAGCUGGCCUCAUACGCGCUGCACAAACUGUUCUCCGAGUGGGAGUACGAGGGGCACAAGGUGCCUCAGCUGCGCCCGCCCAACACCUCGACAUCGGAGAUGGAGGUAGAAGAGGGCGGUGAGGAAUCCGGCUCCGUGGCGGGCAGCAGUAAGUCCAGCAAGCCCAAGGUGAAGAAGGGGCCCAAGCUGCUGCCCCUCAACGCCGGCGCCAUGCAUCCCUGCAUGCUGCUCACAUACAUGAGGCAGGGGCUCGAGUACAGGGAGGUGUCUGUGGACGGGCCCAGCUCUAACAGUAUGCACCCCAUCUUCACCAUGAGUGUCGACGUGGAUGGCGUCACAUACAUCGGCAAAGCGUCGAGCAAGAAGGAAGCUCGCAAAUCGGCGGCGCGGUCGGCGUGUUCCGCCAUAUUUGGCGUGAAAUUCGACGAAGUGGCCACCGCCAACGUGCCCAUCGCACCCAGCGCGCCCAACGCCAACACCAACACCAACGCCAACACUGGCGCCAACACCGCCUAGAUCUACGCGUAAACACUGUACAAUACAUGAACCUACGAAGUACACACGCAUCGACUACGCAUGUACCAUACACGUAGAGAAUGGAUUGAGCGACACUAAAAAAAAUUACAUUAGGUAGUUUGACAGUAUGAAAAAUAAAGUACCAAUUGUUGGAAGCUGUAUUGAAUAUGAAUAAGCUGUAUUGCGAUUUUACUAUUCUGAGAGAACAGCUGAUCAGUAACUUUCCUAAAAAAGUAAUCAAAUAGAUGCUUUGGCACAGUUUUAUCCCCGGUUACAGAAGGCGAUUUCUUAAAAACUGAAUGCAAUUCGAGUUAUUAUUAAAAAUAAAAUUGUCUUCUUUCAUUCUUCUUUCAGUAAAAUAUCCUAUCUUCAAUAUUUAAUAUACUUUCCCUCCGUCUGAUAAACCCGUGGGACGCCCUGUAUAUAAUUAUAUACUAAAGUGCUAGCUGUUUAUUAAACCACUAACGGCUUGCCCCCAUGGAGCCUGUAAUUUAAAGAAUCCGAAACGUCAGAAGUUUACAAAUCAACUAUUUAUUAUUCCUGAUGACGUUACGAAUUCACUUUAUACCUGUUCAAAAUGGUUUUUCAUAAAGAUCUUACCUUUAUGGCGAAUACAGUUAGAAAACGCAAUCCUUUCUCUGCGUCUGUAGCAUAUAUACUGAUAUCGACACACAAUAUACCCGUCUGACAAAUAGGUAUUUUCCACCUUAGCAGAUUAAAUUGAGAACUGAAACAUUCUACAUAAAAAAUAAAUUAGAUUAAAAUAGUUUAAUUAAAAAGAAAUUUAUUUAGCUACAUAGAGACACAGUGAAUAGAGUUGAUGUAUUUUUGUUUUUGCAUUUAAAUAAGGUUUAAAAUAUAUAUGUGUUUCCGAGUAAAUUAAAGCUUGUCAACUAAUUUUUUAUAUUUGUUUAAAUACAUAUACAGGCUGUUACAGAAUUCCGAAAUAAAAUUUGUAGGUAUGUAUUCCGAAAUUAAAAAAUUGUAGGUAUCUGAGCGGGGCGCAGGGGCGCCUGGGGGAGAGAGGGGGUGUGUUUAGGUAGUCGUAAUCGUACGCAUCCUAUAAGGGUUGUCAUAGGCAGGUGUAAAACGAUAUUUUUAUUAAUUUUAUUAGAAAAUAAAAGUGGUCUGAAAGGCGUCAAACUUUCGUAGGUAAUUCUAUACGAGGAACACAACCAAACCCUAAAGUUUUAUUUCGGACUUUUGUCACACCCUGUAUAUAUAUUUAAAACUCAUUACUUCUCAUAAAAUAACCAAUUAAUAU